Molecule: messenger RNA, 3874 nt
Organism: Cuscuta europaea
Lineage: Eukaryota; Viridiplantae; Streptophyta; Magnoliopsida; Solanales; Convolvulaceae
Source: the annotation of a GenBank genome assembly
GCUGGGUCUGCAAUCGAAGCAUUAGACAUACGCAUGUUCUGGUCUUACGUCGCUGGGGUCUAGGGUCUGGCAUCGGACAUCUGUGGACAAACUCAGCUCUUUCGUUUAUUUGUUGGGGUCUGGAAUCGGACUUCUGUCUGGAGUGGCCGUGAAAGCCCAAGCAAAUUGGAUCUUUUAUUCUCCAAGGCCGAGUCCACAAACGGGCUUCCAUGAGUAUGCUAAAUUUAUUUGCUACCAAGAAUCUCUAAAGCAUUCCUCUGUCCCUAUCACGGUACUUGCAAAUUCAGGAAUUUCAAACACAUGUCUUGUUUCAUCAUCCUCGAAAUGGGUCAUUGACUAAGGUGCCACAGAUCAUAUGACUGGAUCUGUUAACGAAGCAGACUAUUGGUAAAGGACAUGAGUCAGCUGGUCUUUAUAUUUUGGAUACAUCAAUCACAAAAGGUAUCUCUUGUCUUGGGGUUGGAAAUCUGUUAGAAGCUAAUUACUGAUUAGGACAUCCAUCUCUCCCACUAAUGAAGCAAAUAUAUCCUCAGUUUAAUAAAGUGUAAUCUAUACAAUGUGAGUCAUGUGAGUUUGCAAAACAUCAUCGUACUAGUUUAAGUCCUCGACUUAAUAAACGAGCAAACGCUCAGUUUGAUCUUGUUCAUCAUAUUGAUGUUUGGGGGGCAUGUCUUGUUGUGUCCAAAUCUGGUUUCAAAUAUUUUGUUACGUUUGUUGAUGAUUAUUCUCGUAUGACAUGGAUAUAUUUUAUGAAACGUCGAUCAGAGUUAUUUACUCAUUUUUCUGCAUUUUGUACUCAAAUUAAAACUCAAUUUAAUGUUCUUGUUCAUGUGUUGAGGGGAGACAAUGCCCAAGAAUAUCUCUCCGCUCCAUUUAAAUCUUUUAUGCUUCAAAAUGGCAUUAUUCAUCAAACUUCAUGCGUAGACACCUCCUCAAAAUGGAGUCGCUGAAAGAAAGAAUCGACAUCUGUUAGAAACUGCAAGGGCUCUUCUAUUCCAAAUGAAUGUGCCUAAACAGUUUUGGGUGGAUGUCAUGUCUAGUGUCUACCGCAUGUUUUUUGAUAAACUGUAUGCCAUCUUCUGUUUUAAACGAUAAAACUCCUUCUCACUGCUUAUUUCCGAACAAGGAGCUUUUUCCUAUCCCACCUAAAACAUUUGGUUGCACUUGUUUUGUUAGAGACGUUAAUCCUCAUCUUACAAAGUUAGAGCCCAAAUCAUUAAAAUGUAUUUUCUUGGGUUAUUCUCGACUUCAGAAGGGGUAUAGAUGUUUUUUUCCAAGUACAGGUCGAUAUCUUGUUUCCACUGAUGCAUCAUUUCAUGAAAAUACACCCUUUUCAUCAUCCAAGACAGAUAUUCAUGGGGACAAUGAUGAAAUACUCAUUUACUCUGUCACUAUACCGGAAUCUACGCCUUCUGUAGUUAUUCCAUAUGUUCUUAUUCCCGACCCCAGACCUCCAGUACACUUGGUUUACACCCGUCGAAACAGAGCACCGGAUCACCCUCCGCCCGUGACACCUAUGAUUACUUAUCUUGAUAUUACCGGAUCACCCUCCACCCGUGACACCUAUGAUUACUUAUCCUGAUAUUGGUCCGUCCUUGAUCUCAUGUCCUGAACCGGCACAUGCAUCUUCUGAUCUUGUCUCUACAUUAGAUCUUGACCUUCCGAUAGCUCUACGUAAAGGCAAUACUCAGUAGAGGACCGGCUGGAAAUCCGGAAUUCACAUUCACUCAACUUCUCAAGAUACAAUGUCCAUGUAUAAUUUUGUUACCGUUACAAGAGGAAGUCGUGAUGUAAUUCAUAAUGAAGCUAGCGGGUCCCGUUCUUUUAAGCAACCUAGGAUUGAGGUCAAUUUAGAUGAUUUGCCAACAGACCCGGGAUUACGUCCAAAAAUUUGUAGUUAUCAUCCAAAUGAUCAAGAUAAAGUGAGAAGGUUUUAUUUGCAAAAAGGGCCUUGAAACUCGUUGGGGUUCACACUACGGCAGCUUGAUUAGUUUAGUUCAAAUGUAUUCCUCGGUGAUUGAUGUUCUUGAAGUUAUAAAAGAAGACGGGGUGACUUCAGAUCAAAAGGGCGAGGCUAUGCGACAUUUAGACUCUAUACAAACUUUUGAUUUUGCAUUCUUUUUGCAUUUGAUGAAGACCGUCUUGGGAAUUACAAAUGAACUAUCUCAAACAUUGCAAAGAAAGGAUCAAGAUAUCCUUAAUGCGAUGCAAUUAGUAACUAUUGCAAAGGGGCGCUUGCAAGAUAUGAGAGAUAAUGGAUGGGAUCCAUUAUUGGAGGAAGUGUCUUCAUUUUGCACAGUUCAUGAUCUUGACAUUCCUAAUAUGGAAGAUAAAUUUAUACCAAAAGGCAGGUCACGACGCAAAGCUAAGGAUAUAAAAUAUUGGGAGCAUUAUAAGUAUGACUUAUUCUAUACAAUUGUGGAUAUGCAGCUUCAAGAACUUAAUUACCGUUUUAGUGAGUCCAACACUAAGUUGCUUCUUUGUUUGAGCUGCUUGAGUCCAGACAAGUCCUUUGAAGCAUUUGACAAGCUCAAGUUGAUUGAGUUUGCUAACAUUUAUCCAAAUGAUUUCUCUAGUUUGGAGUUGGUAGUUCUUGAAAAUCAGUUGGAGACUUAUAUUAUUGAUAUGCGCAGUAAUGAUGAAUUUUCAGACUUGAAAGGAAUUGCUUGCCUUGCAGAGAUGUUGGUGAAGACGGAAAACAUCGUGUUUAUCAAUUAGUUUAUUUACUUCUGAAGUUGGCAUUGACAUUACCUGUUGCUACCGCCAAGGUUGAAAGAGCCUUUUCAGCGAUGAAAAUUGUGAAGACCGAGUUGCGAAAUCGGAUGGGAGAUGAUUAUAUGAAUGAUUGUUUAGUUCCUUAUAUAGAAAAUGAUGUAUUUGAUAGCAUUGAUGAUGAGUUAAUUAUUCAGCACUUUCAAAAUAUGCAAGCACGCCGAGGACAGCUAUAAAAGGUCAUAUGAUGACACAAACUGGAAAAGAGCAACAGAAGUCAAUCAAAGACAUCCAACACAAUGAAUCAAGACCGAUGCUUGUAUUAGUCACCUUGACUAGUGACACCUCGUCCAGGACCACCCAAGCAUCCCAGAUAGAGUCAUUCAUGUGCAUGGAAAACACCAGGGGCAGGGCAUACACACCUCGGCCUGUUAAAACAUAUUUUAUUGUGUUCAAUUUAAUUAGAUUUAUCUUUGUCUAUUAGAUUUAAUUAGUGGGCUAUUAAAUUAAUUAGUGGCCAUUUAUUUAGAUUAACCCUGCUCAUCCUAUUGUAACUAGGAUGUUUGGCCAUAUGCCUAUAAAUAAAGGCAGUAUGGACCGAGCAUGAUUAAGAGCUUCACAAUUAGAAUAGUCACAUCAUUAUUAGAAGUUCCCACGUUAGAAUAGAGAGAAAAGCCUCUACACAUUCUAUUCCGCACAUAUUAUUCUCGUAGAGUACCUAGAUAAUUCUCUCACAACAGUUCAUCCGUGUAAUAAGCAUUAUUGCUACAUCUUUAUGAAUAUACUGUAUUGAAUGUUGAUGAAUUAUUCUUCUACUGUCUAAAUUCUUCAUAUUAUUAUUUAGAUUUAUUUGACUGUUGAUCUGGGAUCACUCAAACCGUUGGUAUCAGAGCCACGGCGUAAUUCUAUUCGUUCGAAUCUACGAAUUUUUCUGGAACUAAUUUGAUCAAAAUUGCAACUUUUGAUUGAAUUAGUUUUUGGACUUGUUCUUGGAAAGUGACUAUAUUUUUGGAAGGUUGUUGUUGUAAAAGAGAGAAGAUCACGGAACAAGAACUCUAGUUUCUUGAAGAUAUGUAUUUCGCUCACCCGAAAUCUAUGAUUUCGGCAUCUUAAAAAGAUUUCGAGCCUGUUCUGUUUCAAUUGCCCAAGAUUUGUUUUCCUU